AAAUCGCUCUCAAAGUUGCUAUCUUCUUGGCGAUUCCUAACCUAAGAGCGCGCGCGGUUAUUCGAUAGCAGGGUGACGGCGAAAAUAAAAGCGUCGCCUUUUCAAGAACAUUUCCGGAACGACACAACGGAAAAUCUCAAACAAUCCUUGAAGGAAUCGUGAUCUGAGCUUAGACAUCGCAGAAAUGUCAACGGAGGAACAGUCGAAUUUUCGAUUAGGACCCGAUCCCAAUGUCACUUAUCCUAUUCAAGUCCAAUAUUGCGGAAAUUGUUCACUACCUAUCGAGUAUUGUGAAUACUAUCCUGAAUAUGACAAGUGCAAGCAAUGGCUAGAGAGGAAUCUGCCUACUGAAUUUGAAAGAAUGAAAUUAGCUACAGAGGACGGCUCUAUAGAAGCUGGCGGAGGAGAGGAUGAAAAGAAGCGACAGAAGCGAGGUGGCAAGGGUAUGUUGAAAACCAAAAAGAAGGAAGAUAUACCACGGUUAAUUACAGUUUCUAGAGCACCCAGAGGAAAGAAGAAAUCUGUUACAGUUGUGACUGGCCUCAGCACUUUUGAUAUAGAUUUAAAGGUAGCAGCAAAGUUCUUUGGCAGUAAAUUUGCUUGUGGGUCCAGUGUGACUGGGGAUGAUGAAAUUGUCAUACAGGGAGAUGUCAAAGAUGAUCUCUUCGAAGUCAUACCAGAAAAAUGGCCACAAAUUGAUGAAGAUUCCAUAGACGAUCUUGGCGAUCAAAAGAGAUAAGGCUGCAGAUAUUAAGCAUGCACAAUUGUAUUUAAUAUACUAUUUCCAGUCACAUGUUUUAUUAUAAAAUAAAAUGUACAUAUAAAAUAUAUUUAAAUAAGUUAUGUUAAGAU
This is a messenger RNA of Formica exsecta, 852 nucleotides long. RefSeq names its product density-regulated protein homolog (gene DENR). Gene Ontology annotation, biological process: formation of translation preinitiation complex; translation reinitiation. Bases 185 to 739 code for a protein of 184 amino acids. The record is from RefSeq and is a predicted model, not a curated record. NCBI's taxonomy places the organism in Eukaryota, Metazoa, Arthropoda, Insecta, Hymenoptera, Formicidae. Gene Ontology annotation, molecular function: translation initiation factor activity; mRNA binding. The transcript is spliced from 5 exons.